AUGGUCACCCCAAAUCCAUCAAUUCUAUCUAUCCUCACCGCCAGACCCUGGUUCUACGACCAUAAUUUGAGCUUCAUCAGAUUUCGAACUGAUGGCACUGGAGAGAUCUGGUACGCCGGAGAAAUGUUCGUUACAGUCGCGAACGAGUUUGACUGGAAGGCUCUCAAUCCUCAAGCUCUGAAAGAAACGAUUCAUAUUUCCCGCGGUCGAAACGUUCAGCAUUUAGCGCAACUUAGCGUCGAAAUCACCCUCACAGAACGUCGACCACGCCGCGAUGAGGAGCGUGCGAGGAUAUUACUCAAAACGUUUCAAGAUGGCAAAUAUCCUUUCACCGACUCUGCAUUUCGACCGAAGACAUUUACUGUGCGCCUUGAAGAGGGAAAGUUUCCGUUACCAUUCACGGAUGAUCACGGCGGCCCCGAGUACCGACUUAGGGCAAAGGUUAGGUAG
Messenger RNA from Penicillium riverlandense, 450 nucleotides. RefSeq lists its product as uncharacterized. The record is from RefSeq and is a predicted model, not a curated record. NCBI's taxonomy places the organism in Eukaryota, Fungi, Ascomycota, Eurotiomycetes, Eurotiales, Aspergillaceae. Bases 1 to 450 code for a protein of 149 amino acids. The transcript is spliced from 2 exons.